Molecule: messenger RNA, 902 nt
Organism: Scomber japonicus (chub mackerel)
Lineage: Eukaryota; Metazoa; Chordata; Actinopteri; Scombriformes; Scombridae
Product: synapse differentiation-inducing gene protein 1-like
Exons: 3
Coding region: 1-714 (237 amino acids)
Cellular component (GO): intracellular membrane-bounded organelle; membrane
Source: RefSeq, a predicted model, not a curated record
AUGGAGAGUCUCAGUGAGCUCCAGAACCCUUUGCUAGAUAAAACCAGCAGACACGUGGUGCACAACGACUACCAGGGUUACCAGUGUGACUACCCAAGCCAGCCUUACCAGGACAGCCUCAUCGGUUACUACUACACUGGGACUAACGGCAAGAAUAAGACUCAGCAGUUCCUAGAUGCCACUUCUCUUCAUCUAGCGGUCGAGGCCUUCUACAGGCCGAACAUCAUCCUGUGCAAGGAUGACAGCAGCCUCCACAGCAAGGACUCAAAGGCCGAGAGCUAUGAGACCACUUUCACAGAGAGUAAGGACACUGUGUUGGAUGGAGUUUCCACAGAAAACCCUCUGGACAGCAUACAAGGCGACAAGAUCCAGACGGUGUCAUACGAGGUGGAGGAGGAGCAGGGUCCUGAAUAUGAGAGUGACAGCUCCAGUGACAGUGAGAGUGAGGACAACUUCAUUGUGCUGCCCCCUCGGGACUACCUGGGCCUAGCCAUCUUCUCCAUGCUCUGCUGCUUCUGGCCCUUGGGCAUCAUUGCCUUUUACUAUUCUCACAAGACUGGCAAGGCCAUCGCUAAGGGAGACUUCUCCAGAGCAGGAAUGAGCUCCAGAAGAACCCUAUUCCUGGCUGCUCUUUCCAUUACCGUUGGAACAGGGAUGUAUGUGGGGGUGGUUGUGGCCCUCAUAGCCUACCUGUCCAAACCUGGACACGUAUAGCACUGGGACCGGUUUGCUUGGGGGAAGAUGGUAAGAAAGAGGAGGUAAAAUUGGAUGAAGGGAAAAGAAGAGCUUGGACUGAUCUGUUCACGUCUCCUGAAGGCCUGUUCCACUGCUGCCUGGCUGUCUGGGAAAUGAAGAAGCUACACAGUAUGAGCAGGAAAGACUAAUCAGAAAGAGAGAAAGAA